Oikopleura dioica is the source of this 1566-nucleotide messenger RNA. The record is from the annotation of a GenBank genome assembly. NCBI's taxonomy places the organism in Eukaryota, Metazoa, Chordata, Appendicularia, Copelata, Oikopleuridae.
AUGGAUGUCCUAAUUAGAAUGAUGAGUCGCAUUGACGACGUUUUGGAGACAGUUGGAAGCGGGGAUGUAAUUUCUCUCCCUCAAAUCGUCGCGAUCGGCUCACAAAGCUCGGGAAAAUCGUCGGUUCUCGAAAAUAUCGUUGGACGAGAUUUUAUUCCUCGUAACUCAGGAGUCUGCACCCGCCGCCCGCUGAAAUUGGAUUUGAUAAAAGUCGACAGGACGCAGCAAGUUGAAGGGCGAGUUUACGAAGAAUGGGCGGUUUUUGCUCAUUUGCCUGACAAGGUUUUUACUGAUUGGAACGAAGUUGGACUUGAAAUCGUCCGGGAGACGGAGAGACUUUGUGGAAAUAAUAAGAACAUUUGUGAUACGCAAAUUGGUCUAAGAGUCUUUUCGCCGCAUGUGGUUUCACUUACGCUGAUUGAUUUGCCAGGAAUAACAAGAGUUCCUGUUGGUGAUCAACCUGAAGACAUAGAAGAUCAAAUCGUUGCAAUGGUCACGAAGUACAUCAAACGUCCAAACACCCUUAUCUUAGCCGUAACUGCUGCUAAUGUUGAUUUCGCCACGUCUGAGGCAAUUAAAUUGGCAAGAAAGGUUGAUCCACUCGGAAAACGAACACUCGCUGUUUUGACUAAAAUUGAUUUGAUGGAUAGAGGAACAGAUGCGAUGGAUGUGAUUUCGGGAAGAGUUCUUCCCGUUAAAUUGGGAAUCGUGGGUAUUAUGUGCAGAUCCCAGGCCGAUUUGAACAAGAAAACAACGAUCAGAGAAGCACUCGAAAAGGAGAAAAAGUUCUUCCGCUCAAAAUAUCCCUCUGUCGCUGCGCGAUCUGGAAGUGCCUAUCUUCGAAGGAGCUUGUCAAAACUUUUAGUGGAGCAUAUCCGUGCAACGUUGCCGGAAUUAACGAUGAAAAUUUCAUUGUUGAGGAGGCAGUUUCAAUCGCAAUUGGCGGCCUAUGGCGAGCCGCAAAUUCUCCGACUUGAGGAACCAAGCAUCCGCUGCAUCGAACUCGUACAAGAGGAGCUGAAAAGAAUUAUAAAUGACGCGCUGUCAGCGGAGUACCAGCGAUUCCCACGACUUUCAAACAAGCUCCGCGAUGCCGUGAUUUCUAGCAUCGAAAUGAGGACAGCGCCGGCAAAAGAAUUUAUUUCGAAUUUCAUCAAAAACGAGGUGUCCUACAUUAACUGCAAGCAUCCGGACUUCCUUGGAGCCAAAAAGUCUGCCAUCAGCAAAAUGACAGGCGACUCAGAACAAGCAACGGAAAAACGAGAAUGCGCAAUUGUCGAGUUCUUGAUCCAGUGCUACUUCAACAUUGUCAGAAAAAGCAUUCAAGAUCACGUGCCCAAGGUGAUCAUGAAUUUCAUCGUCAACGCUGUCAAAGAUUCGCUGCAAGGAUUCCUCGUGACGACUAUUUACAAGACCGAAAGUGGAAGUGAGAGGAACAUGAAAGAGCUGCUGGCGGAAUCGGAAUUUAUUGCGCAGCAACGAGAAGAACUUACCCACAUGCUUCAAGCAUAUUCACAAGCCGAGAUGAUUCUCCAAUCCGUUCGAAACGAAACGAACACGCUAUAA